Molecule: messenger RNA, 1318 nt
Organism: Manihot esculenta (cassava)
Lineage: Eukaryota; Viridiplantae; Streptophyta; Magnoliopsida; Malpighiales; Euphorbiaceae
Product: 60S ribosomal protein L2, mitochondrial
Exons: 3
Coding region: 415-1032 (205 amino acids)
Biological process (GO): cytoplasmic translation
Cellular component (GO): large ribosomal subunit; ribosome
Molecular function (GO): transferase activity; structural constituent of ribosome; RNA binding
Source: RefSeq, a predicted model, not a curated record
UUGAGCGAGUUUCUCUGGUAACUUUUUUAUCUGGCCUUAAUUACAAUAUGUAAUAAAAAACAAGAAAAAAGUAAUCUAAGCCUAUUUCAGCCGCCGCCACCCAGCCCCCAAUCCUUUCCUCCUCCCACCACGGCAGCCUCUUGUACCCGGAACCCCUCACCAGCGACCACAGCUCCUUCCCCAACGAAGCAGCUUCUUCCAACGCCCUCAGCUACGCAGCUUCUCAGCCCAACGACGACAGCAACUUCGAGUGCAGCGACGAUAGCCCCUCACUGAGAACCACGUCCUUGCCUCGCUCACAGUCACAGCCCUUCUUUAACCAAUAGCUUCUUCCCUUGCGUGACCCCUCUCUCCAUUUUCGUUAGCCGUAGGACCCACACACGAAGAGUUCCCAGACAAAUCUGAUUGGAACUGAUGGCUCUGUGGAGAGCUCGUGCAGCUUCAUUGCCUCUCUUGAAGAUGCUUGUGCAACCUGCUUCUUCCCUCUCUGUUGACAAUGGUUUUCGCAGUUUUUCCACUGCUGAUACUGGUUCACUACGGGACAAGAUGAUGAAACAAAUGGCUCAUCUUGAUAUCAAUGCACAAGUAGGGUCUUGCAUGCCUUUAGCUUCUAUGCGUAUUGGAACAUUGAUCCACAACAUUGAGAUGAACCCAGGUCAAGGUGGAAAAUUGGUUAGAGCUGCAGGAACUUGUGCCAAGAUCUUGAAAGAGCCAACAUCAAGAUUUUGUUUGGUGAAACUACCUUCAGGUGCAGAAAAAUUGAUUGAUUCUCGGUGUCGUGCCACAAUCGGUAGAGUCUCGAACCCUAGCCAUAAUACUCGAACACUUAGGAAGGCUGGGCAGAGCAGAUGGUUGGGUCGAAGGCCAGUGGUUCGAGGAGUGGCAAUGAAUCCAGUUGAUCAUCCUCACGGUGGAGGUGAGGGUCGGAGCAAAAGCAGUGGGUCCUUUGGAAGGGUGUCACAAACACCAUGGGGCAAGCCAACAAAGUGUGGUAGGAAUCAAGAACGUAAGCGAAAUGGCAAAUUUAAAUAAGGUUGUUUCUAUUUGGUUCCUUGGUUUGCCAUGUGACUUUGAUGCACUUAAAAUGGUUCUAGCACUGAUGGUUUCCCACCAAGCGAACUUCUCAAGUGAAAUUCGCUUCUGGAUGGGGUUAAUUUGCGUUGUUUCAUUACUUCAAGUUUAACUGAUUUGGGUAUUCCCCAUCAUGGUUCUAGAAUUGAUGCUGUGUAUGAGCUCAUUUGCUGCUCAUUUUUGCUGUUUUGAUUUUUGAACUUUGUUCUAUCUGAUUACAAGAGGGCUAUCAUGUUCUGUUUGGUAA